AGUGGAAAUCGCAGUCCCCAAUUUCUCCGGCGUUGGUUGCUCUCUCAUUCGUCAGAUCUCUGAGUUGCGUCAACUCUCUGACCACCAAAACGCCGUCGUUGCGGUGAGUUUUUCUCUUUCUUCAUCUCUCUUUCCCCCUGUUCUCAAUAUUCUCAAUGCUCUUGAGAUCUGCCCCAUUUCAGAUUAGGGUCUCUCUGUCUCUCUAGAUAUGUAUACAUAUAACAAAUUAAUUGAAAUGGCUGGAGGAAGGGCAAUCCACCAGUUACUGAGGAUGAAACUUCGAUCACAAUCCACUGCCUCUCCAGCUUUGUCAUCCCUUCUUGCAAAGAAAGAUCAAGAAGGAGUUGGAUCAGCUGGUUCAAAGUCCCUUAGAGCACUUGCACUCCUUGGGGCAGGUGUUUCAGGGCUUUUGAGUUUUGCAACAAUAGCAUCUGCUGAUGAGGCUGAGCAUGGAUUAGAAUGUGCAAACUAUCCCUGGCCUCACUCAGGCAUUCUCAGUUCAUAUGACCAUGCUUCGAUUCGUCGUGGUCACCAGGUUUACCAACAAGUCUGUGCAUCCUGCCAUUCUAUGUCACUAAUUUCAUAUCGUGAUUUAGUGGGUGUGGCAUAUACAGAAGAGGAGACAAAGGCUAUGGCUGCUGAGAUUGAGGUGGCUGAUGGGCCUAAUGACGAGGGUGAGAUGUUUACACGUCCUGGUAAACUCAGUGAUCGUUUUCCUCAGCCAUAUGCAAAUGAACAAGCUGCUCGGUUUGCUAAUGGAGGAGCUUAUCCUCCAGAUCUAAGCCUUAUCACCAAAGCUCGCCACAAUGGUCAAAACUAUGUAUUUGCACUGCUAACUGGUUACCGUGAUCCACCUGCUGGCAUUUCGAUCCGAGAAGGGUUGCACUACAAUCCUUACUUCCCUGGGGGUGCAAUUGCUAUGCCUAAAAUGCUCAUUGAUGGUGCACUUGAGUAUGAAGAUGGUACGCCUGCAACAGAGGCUCAGAUGGGGAAAGAUGUUGUAUCAUUUUUGACAUGGGCAGCGGAACCAGAGAUGGAAGAAAGGAAACUGAUGGGGUUCAAAUGGAUAUUUUUACUUUCACUGGCACUACUUCAAGCUGCUUAUUUCAGGCGAUUGAGGUGGUCUGUCUACAAGUCUCGUAAGCUGAUUGUUGACGUUGUCAACUAAGCAUCACCUGGGUUUUCUUUAAUCCAAUGCUUGUGGGAGAACAUGGAUUGGCAAUAAUUAUCUUAUGAGAUGAUCUAGGUUUUCUGCCAUGUUAAAUUGGUUCAAUUGCCCAACUGGUAAUGGAGGGGCGUGACGAGUUUUGUUUUCAAUUGAGGAAGAAAUAAGCCUGUCCACCACAUACAUGAUACCUUAUUUUUUGUCAAGAACAUCUGAAUUCCAGUUAGAUAUUUUUCUGAGUCCAAAAUUCUCAGGAUUGUUUCACCAUUCAA
Molecule: messenger RNA, 1437 nt
Organism: Vitis vinifera (wine grape)
Lineage: Eukaryota; Viridiplantae; Streptophyta; Magnoliopsida; Vitales; Vitaceae
Product: cytochrome c1-2, heme protein, mitochondrial
Exons: 8
Coding region: 209-1168 (319 amino acids)
Biological process (GO): mitochondrial electron transport, ubiquinol to cytochrome c
Molecular function (GO): electron transfer activity; heme binding
Source: RefSeq, a predicted model, not a curated record